Molecule: messenger RNA, 716 nt
Organism: Vitrella brassicaformis
Lineage: Eukaryota; Vitrellaceae
Source: the annotation of a GenBank genome assembly
GAAUGAACAAUGGAUGAGUCCACAGACGAAAGAAGAAAUCCUGUGUCUCUCUCCCCCAGCAAAGCAAGCACAUCUGUCCUUAAUGUAACGUUCCAUCAACCCGAGCGGGAAACACAAGAAAACUCCACCCCCCCAAUGAAUGCAUUGACAUCACGUCUCCCUCUUCCCACAGCACUCGUCGCAGGGAUAAUCCCUCACCUGCUCCCAUAGUUGCACACCUUCCCCUCUCUCCCGAGUGGCUCCCUUAUCCCCGAAGAACGCCGCUCUUUGUCUCUCAUACCAUGCCAGAUGGGCCUCAGCAGCCGUCACGUUGUCGAUGCGGAUGCCCGACCACGCAUUGACCCCUUGAUUACCGCUGAGGGAGUCGGGAAAAGCACAGUGGUGCUCACACGACUCGACGAAGGCUGCCCUCCCGUCCAGUGGCGAUGAUUGUGAUAGCCUCCUUCGUCUUCUGGAUGUUAGUCGAAGACCAGGGGGCCUCUGGAGGGCUUGAGUGAGAUUUCCCAGCACUAGAGAGCCGUAGAUUUUUGUCCUCGUGCCAUUAUCUCCAUAGACAUGCCCGAGGAACUGGGCUAGCUGGAAGCAGAAGGGGUGUGGAAUGAUGGGUGGCAUGGUUGUUCAAUUGCGGCUCAGCCGACCUACCUGAAUGCGGUCAUAUAUUGAUUGCACCAGGAACAUCGGCGUCUGCACGUAAGAGGCGACGUUCUGGGCAAAGA